This is a messenger RNA of Apis cerana (Asiatic honeybee), 3226 nucleotides long. It is a transcript of the gene cN-IIIB, whose product is annotated as cytosolic 5'-nucleotidase IIIB. Gene Ontology annotation, cellular component: cytoplasm. Lineage: Eukaryota; Metazoa; Arthropoda; Insecta; Hymenoptera; Apidae. Gene Ontology annotation, molecular function: magnesium ion binding; 5'-nucleotidase activity. The record is from RefSeq and is a predicted model, not a curated record.
GAUUAUUUUUUUGUUAAUUACUUUGUAAUAUUUUAGUUAUAAUUUAAAAAUCAAAGAAUUAAAAAAUUAAUAAUUAAUAUUUUAUUAUAAUUUAAAAUAUAUAGUGGUCAUAUAGUGAUUUAUUUAGAUCUAAAAAAUAAUAGUUCCCAACACUAAAACUAAAACAUGUCCAUAUCAAGGACAAAAAAAAUUUAUUAAGGACAAUAAACACAAUGUUGACAGGUGGAUGUAAUUCUUUACAGAUAGUUACAGAUUUUGAUUUAACAUUAACAAAACAACAUGUAAAUGGAAAAAAGGUUCUUAGUAGUUUUGGAAUUUUUAGCAAAUGCAAGCAACUUCCAGAAAUAUAUACAAAAGAAUCAAAUCGUCUUUAUAAAAAAUAUAGACCAAUUGAAAUAGAUCCUGAUUUAUCAAUUCAAAUAAAAACAGAAGCAAUGACAGAUUGGAUGAUAGCUGCAGAAGAAAUACUAAAAGGAAUACCUUUUGAUCCUAAUGAAAUAUCAGAAGUAAGCAAGAUUUAUGGAACAAAUUUAAGGGAUGGUACAAAAGAACUUUUAACAAAAUUAUAUCUUGCUGAAGUUCCAGUACUGGUUUUUAGUGCUGGUUUAGGAGAUAUUGUUCAAGCUAUUUUAGAAAACCAAGAAGUUUUAUUUAAUAAUGUAAAGAUAAUCUCAAAUUUUCUUAAAUAUGAAGAUGGAAAAUUAGCAGGAUUUCAAAAUGAAGGAUUAAUUCAUGUUUUUAAUAAAAACGAACAUGCUAUAGAACAAGAAUAUUUUAAAGUUUUUGAAAAAAGAAAAAAUAUUCUUUUAAUGGGUGAUACUAUAGGUGAUGCAUCAAUGGUUGAUGGAAUGUUAAAUACAUGUGCUGUUUUAAAAAUUGGUUUUCUUUAUGACAAUGUUGAAAAUAGUCUGGCUUCAUAUAUGGAAAAAUUUGAUAUUGUCUUAGUUGAUGAUCAAACAAUGCAAGUUCCAAUUGAUAUAUUACGAUUAUUAUUAUAAAAGAAUUCAACUUUUUAAUUUUUAUUAUUUAUAAAGUAUCUCUUUUUCACUUUUAAUCUCUAUCUUGCAAUUUAUUUAUUUUAUUUAAAGCUGUUUAACAAACUAUGUUCAAAAAUAUCAUUUUACAUUAUUUUCUUUAUCAUUUAUAAAUUGUCUUUUUAGUGUGAUUUUAUAUAUUAGAUAUUUAUAUAUUUUUUAAAUAUGUAUGUAUCUUUUAAUAGAAAUUGUUAAAAUCUAAUUAAUCUUAUUAAAAUAAUAAAAUAAAAAUGUAUUCUCGCUUAUAUUUAAAUUUAUAUAAUUUAUCUUUUUAAAUUAAACAAAAUCUUAUUUGUAUUUUAUAUUAUUAUCUUCAAAGAUUGAGACAAAAUUUUGAAAAAUGAUAUGUAACAUUUUUUUUUAAAUAAUUAUUAUUAAAUUACAAGAAGAAAAAAAUUCUAUUUUUUGAAACAUAAUAAUGAUAAUAUGUUCAAUUCUGUUAAAUAAUCAUUCAUAAAAUUCCCUAUAAUAAUGAAUACAUAUUACUUUAACAUAUGUUAAAAAAAACAAAUUGAGAACCGUUGAUCAUUGAUUUACCUGAUACGUUACUAACCAAAAGCUACUUUUGUGCCUUUCGUUUAUUAAAAUUUAAUUUUGUUAAUCUAAAACUAUUUCUACGUAUUACUAAUUAUAUAAAAAAUUUUAAAAACUUGAGUAAAAGUAUAAUAUACUAAAAGUAUAUUUUAAAAUUAAUAAUAAAUAAAAAUAUUAAAUGAAUAGUAUUGCAGAAGCUUGUAAUAAUCUCAAAAAAGAAUAUGACGGAUGCUUUAAGCUUUGGUUUUCCGAAAAAUUUCUUAAAGGAGAUUUAGAUGAUUCAAUGUGCUCAAAUCAUUUCAAAUUGUAUAAUCAAUGUCUUCAGGUAAUCAAACUUUUUUUCUCUUUAUAAAAUUUCAUUUGAAUUAAAUGUUCAAUUUAAAAAUAAAAAUUACAAUUUUAUAUGUAUCACAAAAAUGUAUGUAUCAUGAAAUUGAAAUAUUAAAAUAAUUUUUCAGAAAUUUUUUUUUAAAUUUUAUAAAAAUGGAUUCAGUUACAAUUAUUAUAAAUAAAUUAAAAUAUAAAUAAUUGUUAGAAAUAUAAUUAUAUUUAUUUUUUUAAUUAAUUUUUUUAAAUUAAAUUUUAAAAAUAUGUAAAAUAAUGCAAUAUGUAUUGUGCACAGUAAUAAUGAAAAUCAUGUAUAAUACAUGGAAUGUAUGGAUUGCACAAUUUUAUUUUCUUUUGAACACACAAUGAAUAACCAAGCAAAAUUUUUAUAAUUAUUAACGUAAUAUUAAUUUUUAAUUCACUAAUAUUUAAAUUAAUGUGCAAAUUAAUUAAAUUUAAUAAUAAAUUAUGGAAGCUUGUAAAGAAUUAAAAGCAAAGUAUGAUCGUUGUUUUAAUGAUUGGUUCUCUGAAAAAUUUUUACGCGGAAUUUAUGAUGAUAGUGAAUGUGCACCAUUACUUAAAGUUUAUACCAAAUGUGUAGCGGUAAGUUAAACACUGACAAAAAUUAACUUUCUUUAUUUUUAAAAUUCUAACCUUCUAUCUAUUUAAAGUAAAGUUUUAAUUUUAUAAUAGUAUAAAAAAAUUAUAUGAAAUAUGUAUGUAUAUAUGAUUAUUUAGAUUUUAAUUUUUACAUUUUAAAAUUAUAAACGUUAGAAUUAUUUUAAAAUCUUUUAAUCUAGAUAAAAUAGACUAUAAUAAAAAUUAAUAAAUUUCAUGUAUUAAAUAUAAAUGUAAAAAUUUAAUUUUUGUCAGAAUUUCAAUAAUUUUAAGAAUUUUGUGAUUAUUAUUAAUUUCUAUUUUAAUAUUAUAUUCUAGUUUAAUAUUAUAUAAAGUCAAUAUAAAUUUAUAUAAUUAUUUUGUAUUGUUAUAUUUUAUAAAUAUUUCAAAUAUACAAAUUAUUAUUAUUUAUAUUUUACCAUUAAAUAAUUGUUAUUUUGGUACAAUUUAAAAAAAUGUACAUUAUUAUGUUUCAGCAAGCAAUGAAAGAUCAAAACAUAAAUUUGGAUGAAAUAAAUAUAGCUCAUUUAGGAACAGAACAAGAAAAGAAAACUGAAAAUUGAUAAUUAUGUCUUUAAUAAUAAUUUUGAAUUCUUUAACAGAAUUUUUUUUUAUAUUUUAUUAUAAAAAUGUGUUAUAUAUUCUUUCAUAAAUAAUGAUUAUGCCUUUUCAUUUUUAUUAAUAAAUACCAAGUAUAAAUACUGAUUUUUAAA